Lactuca saligna is the source of this 818-nucleotide messenger RNA. The record is from the annotation of a GenBank genome assembly. Lineage: Eukaryota; Viridiplantae; Streptophyta; Magnoliopsida; Asterales; Asteraceae.
GAAACUCACAUUUCUCAGUCUCGCAGUAUAUAGUUCAUUUCAUUGUGGUGCUGAAACCACAUCACAUACAUUCUAUCUAAACAAAUCAACUUGUCAAUGGCAUCUUCAUCAUCUUUUCGCUCGACUCCAGCCUUCUCUUCUCAAUCAUGGAAUCAUGAUGUUUUCCUUAGUGUUAGAAGAGAAGAUACCCACAAGACUUUUGUUGAACAUCUCUACUCGGCUCUUGUCCUACAAGGAAUCGAGACUUACAAGGAUAACGAAACAGUUGAUCAGGGUGGAUCGAUCCGUCCAUCCCUUAUGAAGGCUAUCGAGGAAUCACAAAUAGCUGUUAUCGUAUUCUCUGAAAACUAUGUUGAUUCACCUGGGUGCUUGGAUGAACUUACACAUAUUAUGAAAUGCAAGGACAUGAGAGGGCAAAUCAUGAUGCCCAUAUUUUAUGAUGUGGAAGUGCGAAAGCAAAAACGGAAAUACGGAGAAGCAUUUGCUGAACAUGAGUUGGAGAACAAAGUUGAAUCCUGGAGAAAAGCACUUGUGGAUGCAAGUAACCUUUCUGGAUGGGAACCCAUGAACAUUGCCAACGGGCAUGAAUCAAUGGCUAUCAAAGAAAUUGUCGACAAGAUUUCAUCCAGGUUGCAACUAGUAACUUCAAAUGCAAAUGAGAACCUGAUUGGAACAGGGGCUCGGGUCCAUGGUCUUGAAUCAAACCUACAACUUUGGUCAGGUGCGCAUGAUAGGAAUAUGGGGGGUUGGGGGUGGUGGUAAGGCUACUCUUGCAUCUUCUAUAUAUGGUUGUUGCUUUAUUGCAAAUAUUCGAGAGG